Molecule: messenger RNA, 1073 nt
Organism: Oncorhynchus gorbuscha (pink salmon)
Lineage: Eukaryota; Metazoa; Chordata; Actinopteri; Salmoniformes; Salmonidae
Product: tumor necrosis factor receptor superfamily member 14-like
Exons: 10
Coding region: 145-912 (255 amino acids)
Biological process (GO): negative regulation of alpha-beta T cell proliferation; positive regulation of peptidyl-tyrosine phosphorylation; positive regulation of cytokine production involved in immune response
Cellular component (GO): external side of plasma membrane
Molecular function (GO): protein binding
Source: RefSeq, a predicted model, not a curated record
AGGCACAUAAUAAUACACGUAUAUAUCUAAUGUUAGCUUGUAGCUAGUCAGUACGUGAUAGUUUCAGACUUGUGUUAAUUAGUUAUAAAGUGUCUAACGGCUCUCUAUUGCAAGAGAGCGACAACUAGUCCGAUUACGCGAACAAUGUCAAUAUCACGUGUAUGGCUUUUGUACUGUGCUGUACUGGUUCAACUCGACAUGAUCAUACCUGCAUCUGGAAACAAGUGUGGCCCUGCAGAGUACAAAUCUAACACUGGUCAGUGCUGUCCAAUGUGUGGAAAAGGUUUAGUUGUCCGCAAGGACUGUACAUCGGAGUCCAGCACGUCCUGCAUACCCUGUACAGGACAGACCUACAUGAAUGCAGCUAACGGCUUGGACAAGUGCUUUCCCUGCAGUCCUUGUGAUCCAGGACAAGGUCUGUACAUUUUGAUGACGUGUACUACUACAAGUAACUCUAUUUGUCAUGUUCUAAAUGGAUAUUAUUGUACCAGCUCCUCAGCUGGCAACGAGUGCACCUUUGCGCUAAGACAUACACUUUGCUCACCUGGACAGAGAGUUAAAGUACCGGGAACAAAGACAACAGAUACCAUGUGUGAGGAGUGUCAGCAUGGUUCUUACUCACGACGUGGUGUGAACUGCACUGCUUGGACUGAUUGUAAAGCCAUUGGACAAUACAAGAUUGAAGAUGGAAGUCAAACAAGAGAUGUUGUUUGCGGAAAAUCUGCGGAAUCACUAAGGAAUAGAGUCAUUGUCUUAGUUCCAUCUUCAGUUUUCCUUUUUGUAGUCUUUAUUUUUGUCUUGUUUGUAACUAAAGGUAAAGAAACUAAAGAAAAUCAAGGUACAUCUCCUAAGCUUCCUGUAGAGGAAACGGGUUUUCACGAACAUAGUGGCGGUGGAAGAGCUUCACAGUGAAACUAUACCUCAACUGUGACAACUGGCCAAGGACGACAGAGCAAGGACUGACAAGGAAUAUUUUCCACAUUUUGUUACAUUACAGCCUCAUUUCUAAAAUGUAUUCAGUUGUUAGAGAUUUUUUGCAAAUUUAUCAAAUAAAAACUUGGAAAUGUUCACAA